Molecule: messenger RNA, 6516 nt
Organism: Mus caroli (Ryukyu mouse)
Lineage: Eukaryota; Metazoa; Chordata; Mammalia; Rodentia; Muridae
Source: RefSeq, a predicted model, not a curated record
CCAUCUCUUCAGCCCCUCUGUGGCUCUCUCUUAGGAAACCUCUAUGUGUUUUGUGGCUAAUCACAUAUAUUGUCCUACAGAAGGGACUCAGGUAGGAUGAUCCCCAUUACCUAUGAAGACUACCCUAGACUUGGCACAUAGUCACCUCUGAGUUGUCCCUGUAGCUGAAGUAGCCAUAGGGCUGCACUCGACAAGUAAAGAAGGGAAGAUGGCAGGAUCUAUGUGUAGAGCGGCAAAGUGUAGGAUCCUGUCUAGCCAUCUUUAGAAGACAACAGUGGCCGUCAUCAUGCCAGAGCCAACCACCCACGUGAUAGGGGGUUGAUUUGUGUAUACAUUUCGAACCACCGCAGUGCUGUGUGGGUGGCUUGCAAUGGCCACUUGAGAACAGCUUUUGUCCCACUCUAACUCCAGAGAGCUAUUGUUAAAUAUUCCAGCACACUACUGCUGCUGUGGGAGGAAUUUUAGUUAGAAGUCAAGCAGGAAGAAAGACAAAAGUAUUUGCUAACCAUACAGGGCCUAGAUGUGCUCAGGAACCUCAGGAUAACUCUAUUAAAAAGUGUGGUUGGCCCCUUGUUGUAUAGGAAAAGAAUCUGAGUCUCCACGAGGCUGAGCUACGCCACAGGGUCUGAAUAGGGAUCACCCAUGUUUAUUAUCCUGCCUCACAGAGGCUGGAACUCCGGGUGGGCAGAGGUUUGACUCUGAAGAGAAAGAGAAGAUGAGCAGGGGGUUGCUGGGGAGAGACAACCACUGAAUAGGACAGAGCCCAAAGCUCAGGGCAGCAGGCACAACGUGGGACAAGCAGGAAGAAGGAGGGGUCGGCAGGGUUGCUUACUAUAAGAACCUAUCAUCCUGUGCGCUGUACCCAGCCCUGUAGGCGCAGUAAGACUAAACACCAACAGGGGCACCAGACCACAGCCAGUGUUUCUCGUGGGCAGGAAAAGGUGUGGAAGCAUAACCAGUGUCAGUUGAGGCAGAGAGAGGAGUGAGGGGGAACAGCUCCAUAUCCAUCAGGGAAAGGCCCCCUUCUGUUUGCUCCUGUGUUCCUUCCUUCUUCCUGGGAGGCUUAGCAAGCAGUCCAGCCCUGGUGUGGACUAGCUGAGAGCAGAGAGCUUUCAGAUCUGAGCCUACCAGGCGUCCUGUGUCCUGUGCUGUGGGGACACAGCCUACUUCCUUUAUUGUUCAGGACUCUGCCUUGUCUCAAACUUGGGCAGUAUUUAACAAUCAUCCAACAUCUUUAACCCUAAACCCGCAAGGAAUUAUUCUGUGACUCCCAACUGAUGGGAAUGUGAAGCCCAGAGAGAAGAGAUAUCUUCAGGAUGCAGGGCUAGCUGAGAGAAAAUUCAGAUUUAGUGAGUCAGAGUACUAGCUGCUCCGCUAUAGGACCAGGGUUCAGUUCUCAGCAUCCACUCAGUGGCCGCUCAGUGUCUGUGACUCCAGUUCUAGGAGAUUAUAUACCCUAUUCUAGCCUCCAUGCCACCAGACCUGCAUGUGCUGCACAUACAUACAUGCAGGUACAACAUUUAUACCCAGAAUAAAAUAAAUAGAUCUUAAGGUUUAUUUCUCAGAAGGAAUCUUACUUGGAUACCCUGAAUCUGGACGUGCCCAGUGUGGAUGGCGUCUGGAUGGAGAGGGGCGACCCAGAGAGCAUAGAAAGGCCAGAGGAGCAGAAACACCGAUCCAUCCAUCCCUUCAUAUGAGUGUUGCAGGAGGUGAGCUGUUUGACUUCCUGGCUGAGAAGGAAUCUCUGACUGAAGAGGAGGCAACGGAAUUCCUGAAGCAGAUUCUCAGUGGCGUUUACUACCUGCACUCACUUCAGAUCGCUCACUUUGACCUGAAGCCGGAAAACAUAAUGCUUCUGGAUAGGAAUGUGCCCAAACCUCGGAUCAAGAUCAUCGACUUUGGCUUGGCCCAUAAAAUUGACUUUGGAAAUGAAUUCAAAAACAUAUUUGGGACACCAGAGUUUGUGGCUCCGGAGAUAGUCAACUAUGAGCCCCUGGGUCUUGAGGCAGAUAUGUGGAGCAUCGGGGUAAUAACCUAUAUCCUCCUAAGUGGGGCCUCCCCUUUUCUUGGAGACACCAAGCAAGAAACAUUAGCGAAUGUAUCUGCUGUCAACUACGACUUUGAGGAGGAAUUCUUCCGGAACACCAGUACCCUUGCCAAAGAUUUCAUCAGAAGACUGCUGGUCAAGGAUCCAAAGAAGAGGAUGACAAUCCAGGACAGUUUGCAGCACCCCUGGAUCAAGCCUAAAGACACCCAACAAGCACUUAGUCGAAAAGCCUCAGCAGUAAACAUGGAGAAAUUCAAGAAGUUUGCAGCUCGGAAAAAAUGGAAACAAUCUGUUCGCUUGAUAUCACUGUGCCAAAGAUUAUCCAGGUCAUUUUUGUCCAGAAGUAACAUGAGCGUCGCCAGGAGCGAUGAUACUCUGGAUGAGGAAGACUCCUUUGUGAUGAAAGCCAUCAUCCAUGCCAUCAAUGAUGACAACGUACCCGGCCUGCAGCAUCUCCUGGGCUCCUUGUCCAGCUAUGAUGUCAACCAGCCCAACAAGCAUGGGACACCUCCAUUACUGAUUGCUGCAGGCUGUGGGAACAUCCAGAUGUUACAGUUACUCAUAAAACGAGGCUCAAGGAUUGACGUCCAGGAUAAGGGAGGAUCCAAUGCCAUCUACUGGGCCUCUCGGCAUGGCCAUGUGGAUACUUUGAAAUUUCUCAAUGAGAACAAAUGCCCUUUGGAUGUUAAAGACAAGUCUGGAGAGACAGCUCUUCACGUGGCAGCCCGCUAUGGCCAUGCAGAUGUGGUUCAACUACUGUGCAGUUUUGGCUCUAAUCCUGAUUUCCAGGACAAGGAAGAGGAAACCCCCCUGCACUGUGCUGCCUGGCAUGGCUAUUACUCCGUGGCUAAAGCUCUUUGUGAAGUUGGCUGCAACGUGAAUAUCAAGAAUCGGGAGGGAGAGACCCCAUUGCUGACUGCAUCUGCCAGGGGCUAUCAUGACAUUGUGGAGUGUCUGGCUGAACAUGGAGCUGACUUGAAUGCUUCUGACAAGGAUGGACACAUCGCCCUUCAUCUUGCUGUGAGGCGUUGUCAGAUGGAGGUCAUCAAGACCCUCCUUGGCCAUGGGUGCUUUGUGGAUUUCCAGGACAGGCAUGGCAACACACCCCUGCAUGUGGCCUGCAAAGAUGGAAGCGCACCUAUCGUGGUGGCCCUCUGUGAAGCCAGCUGCAAUCUGGACAUCUCAAACAAGUAUGGUCGGACUCCUCUCCACCUUGCAGCCAACAACGGGAUCCUAGAUGUGGUCCGCUACCUCUGUUUGAUGGGCGCCAACGUGGAGGCUCUAACCUCGGAUGGAAAGACAGCCGAGGACCUCGCCAAGGCAGAACAGCACGAGCAUGUGGCAGGGCUCCUGGCAAGACUGCGGAAGGACACACACCGAGGACUCUUCAUCCAGCAACUCCGACCCACCCAGAAUCUCCAGCCCAGAAUCAAGCUCAAACUGUUUGGCCAUUCGGGAUCAGGGAAAUCCACCCUGGUGGAAUCUCUCAAGUGUGGGCUGUUAAGGAGUUUCUUCAGAAGGCGCCGGCCUAGACUGUCCUCUACCAACUCCACCCGCUUCCCACCGUCACCCCUGGCUGCUAAGCCCACAGUCUCAGUGAGCAUUAACAACCUGUACCCUGGCUGUGAGAACGUGAGCGUGAGGAGCCGCAGCAUGAUGUUCGAGCCGGGCCUCACCAAAGGGAUGCUGGAAGUGUUCGUGGCCCCGUCUCACCACCUCCACUGCUCGACUGAUGAUCAGUCCACCAAAGCCAUCGACAUCCAGAAUGCUUAUUUGAACGGAGUUGGUGAUUUCAGUGUGUGGGAGUUCUCUGGAAACCCUGUGUACUUCUGUUGCUAUGACUACUUUGCUGCCAACGACCCCACGUCCAUCCACAUCAUCGUUUUCAGUCUUGAAGAACCCUAUGAGAUCCAGCUGAACCAAGUGAUUUUCUGGCUCAGUUUCCUGAAGUCUCUGGUCCCAGUUGAAGAACCCAUAGCAUUUGGAGGCAAGCUGAAGAACCCUCUCCGAGUUGUUCUGGUGGCCACACAUGCUGACAUCAUGAACAUCCCUCGGCCUGCUGGAGGCGAGUUUGGAUAUGACAAGGAUACAUCCUUGCUGAAAGAGAUCAGAAACAGGUUCGGGAAUGACCUUCAUGUCUCAAACAAGCUGUUUGUCCUGGAUGCAGGAGCGUCUGGGUCUAAGGACAUUAAGGUUCUUCGGAAUCACCUGCAAGAAAUACGGAGCCAGAUUGUCUCGGGGUGUCCGCCCAUGACUCACCUGUGCGAGAAGAUCAUCUCCACGCUGCCCUCCUGGCGGAAGCUCAACGGGCCAAACCAGCUGAUGUCGCUGCAGCAGUUUGUGUAUGACGUGCAGGACCAACUGAACCCCCUGGCCUCUGAGGAUGACCUCAGGCACAUUGCACAACAGCUACACAGCACGGGGGAGAUCAACAUCAUGCAGAGUGAGACAGUGCAGGACGUGUUACUGCUGGAUCCUCGAUGGCUCUGCACCAACGUCCUGGGGAAGCUGCUGUCUGUGGAGACGCCCCGAGCCCUGCACCAUUACCGGGGCCGCUACACCAUGGAAGACAUCCAGCGUCUGGUCCCAGACAGUGACGUGGAGGAGCUGCUGCAGAUACUGGAUGCCAUGGACAUCUGCGCCCGAGACCUGAGUAGUGGGACUAUGGUGGAUAUCCCUGCUCUGAUCAAAACAGACAGCCUGCAGCGCUCCUGGGCAGAUGAGGAGGAUGAGGUGAUGGUGUACGGUGGGGUGCGCAUCGUCCCUGUAGAGCACCUCACCCCCUUCCCCUGUGGCAUCUUUCACAAAGUUCAGGUCAACCUGUGCCGGUGGAUCCACCAGCAAAGCGCCGAGGGUGAUGCGGACAUCCGUCUGUGGGUGAGCGGCUGCAGGAUCGCCAACCGCGGGGCUGAGUUGCUGGUGCUGCUGGUCAAUCACGGUCAGGGCAUCGAGGUACAGGUGCGUGGCCUGGAGACGGAGAAGAUUAAGUGCUGCCUGCUGCUGGACUCGGUGUGCAGCACCAUCGAGACCGUCAUGGCCACCACCUUGCCGGGGUUGUUGACGGUGAAGCACUACCUGAGCCCCCAGCAGCUAAGGGAGCACCACGAACCGGUCAUGGUCUAUCAGCCCCGGGACUUCUUCCGUGCGCAGACCCUGAAAGAGAGUUCCCUUACCAACACCAUGGGAGGGUACAAGGAGAGCUUCAGCAGCAUCACGUGCUUUGGGUGUCAUGACGUCUACUCACAGGCCAGUCUUGGUAUGGAUAUUCAUGCGUCAGACCUGAGUCUCCUGACCCGGAGGAAACUGAGUCGCCUGCUUGACCCACCUGACCCCAUGGGGAAGGACUGGUGCCUUCUGGCCAUGAACUUGGGCCUCCCAGACAUGGUGGCCAAACACAAUGUCAACAACAGGGCUUCUAGGGAUUUCCUCCCUAGCCCAGUGCAUGCCUUGCUACAGGAAUGGACCUCCUACCCUGAGAGCACGGUGGGCAUCCUUAUAUCCAAACUUCGGGAGCUGGGGCGCCGGGAUGCUGCGGACUUUUUACUGAAGGCCUCCUCUGUCUUCAAGAUCAACCUUGAUGGCAAUGGCCAGGAGGCCUAUGCCUCAAGCUGUAACAGUGGCACGUCCUACAAUUCCAUUAGCUCAGUGGUGUCCCGGAGAGACUCCCAUGCUUGGACCCCACUGUAUGAUUUAUAAACAGACAAUAUGUGAGUGCCUUUUGCAGAAGAGGGUGUGUUGAAUCAUCUGAGUCAGACCGGAGCUGCCACCAAGGAAACGCUACCUCUCUGUCCCUUGCUGUGUGCUGAUCAUCGCCAGAGGUGCUUCACUCUGACUUGUUGGUUUUGGAUUUUUUCUUUCUUUCUUUCUUUUUCUAGGGAGGGGGCUCUGUGUUUCAUUUGGCAAGGAAAGAGGAGAAAGGAGUCCUCCCCAGAGUGUUCAUGGCCAGUGUUGCUGUAAGAAGACAAUUUUGGUUGCUUUUGUCAAAAGAUCCGUGUGAACACACACAUGAGACCUACAGACGGUCACGUUCCCUCACUCCCUCCCUUCUCAGGUAGAAGGUUGACAUAGUGUAGGGUUACAGAGACCUGUGUUAAGAAUUCCGAAGACCCCCCCCCCCAAUGUGUAACCCAUGCCAGUCCGUUAUUGUUGGUGCAUAGCAGGUUGGUUCUAUGCUGAGAUCCUGGUUUGGUCACUUCCCAUACUUGAAGUCAGAGAGAAAGGAAAUAGAGGGAACGAGUCUUUCCUGGGGGUGACCGAGAUUGUGAUUGAAUUCUAAAUCAGUGUGAGGGAAAGUGUUUUAAUUCUUCUGUCCUGAGAAGCAUGUCAUGUUACCAUACCAUCUGUACAUAUAUAUAUGCACUAUGUAUAUACAUAUAUAUUGAUACUGGUAUUUUUACUUAAUCUAUAAGAUGUCGUAAAAUAAUUACGUUUGGUUUUUUUUCCUCUCUUCUUUUGUUUUAUAAAUAAAC